AUGGGGGAUGCGGGCCUGCGCGCGGCUGUCCUUUUCCUUCUUGUCCUUCUUCUUCUUCACCUGGGCGUGUCCCGCACAACUGACGAUGGGGAGCCACCGGGGGGAUCCAACACCUACUCUCUCCAUUUUAAAAAUAAGCAAAGAUACGUAGUUCGCAGGGACGCGGGGUCCCCCUACAAAAGUUUCUUCCUUUACGUGGAGGAGGUUCAAAAGACAUCCGUCGUGUACCCCCUCAGAUAUGUCAACGACCCCCCGAUUAAAUACUUCGAGCAAAUUGUCCCCUACACGAGGAGAGAAAUAAAGGGAAAAAAUUUAAAGAACUUUUGUGAAGAAAAUAAAAAACUCUACCAACAUGUGAACAAUCGGGAGAUCUGCUUCUGCUGCCAUUGCAGUCCCCACCCCGUCUUCCCCCUCUACUCACACUUAAAGUAUAAGAGGCAGAAGAUCUUUUGUCGCAGGAGGGUGACGGACGGGGAGGAGGCAGUCAUUCUUACCCUGAAGUGCUUAAGGAGAAGCAAAAGAAAGUACCACUCCUUUUUCGUGCAAAGGAGUUUAAACUCCUUCAUGGUUAAGGUCACCUUGCAGGAGUUCAAUCUGAAUGAUGAGUUUUUCCUGAGUAGAAAUGACAAAUCGGCGCUGGAGAGCAGGACCUACCUGCUGGACCCCUCGAACACUGAAAUUGAUGACGAGGUAUUCAAUGUCCGAUUGAAGUUCCUCCCGGAGAGGACACACCGGGGAGGGUCCAUCGAGGGGAAUUACCUUUUCAUUGAUUCGGACGUGUUUAAAAGGAGGGUAGUCUUGGAUGACUCCUUUACAGACGAGGAGGUGCUGGAGAAUGGCCUCAUCGUGAGCGCAGACCACGUGGACGAGAAGGGCAUGGAGUGCAACAAAGUCAUGGCGUACCCAAAUGUGUGGGAAGAGAAAAAAGGGUUUUGUCAACACGGAAGGAACCACUGCCUGAAGGGGCAGCUCACUGAGUUUAUUAAGUUGGAGGGGAGGUUAGAGGUGAAGAAGAAGGUGCGGUACAACUACUCCUUUAUCAUGGCCAGGAAGGACCGCCUGGGGGGGGCUGCGAUUGGCGGUUCGGGUAACGGUGAUGCGAACCGCGCAAUGCAUGGGAACCCCGCUCCCCCCCCGCGGGAACUUCAGGAGGACUACUACAUGGGUCUGCAAAAACGCUCACACAACUUUGCUCAAAUGACAUCGCAUGCCGGGGAGGGCCUAAACAUAACGUACGAAGAAGACGUACAUGGAGAGUCGGUCUCCCUUGUACACAUGCUGCGUAACUGCUACGACUUUAACAAUGAAGUCGACCCGUUCUGCUCUGUGUACAUAAGCAUAUGGAAUGCAGAGGACGUGGAGAAGGAAGUAACGGUUUCCAUUAACUGUUCGAAGAAGAUGGUGGUUGAUGAGACUACACUCAGGAGGACACUUGUAUUGUUAAAGAAGGAGGAUAGUAGUGUGGUGAUUAAGUUUAAACCGAUCGCAGAUUUGCUCGUCACCCCCUGCAGAGUGGUGGUGCAACGUCAACAGGGCCCACCCCAACCGCAGCAGCAGAAGGGGAACAUCCGGGGGGAAAGCCACAAGGGUGGGCAUAGAGGUAGUGGGGAAGAGGGCCAAGAGGACUUAGCCACCGAGCAGUACUUCAAGUUUUUCCUUCGUAGCAGCGAGGAAAAGGAAGAGACACCGGGGAGGAUCAUUUGGAACAGCCCCCUGCACUUCCACCACGUCAGUGGGGAUAUCAUUCAAUUGCAUAAAAAAAGACUUGAGCUGCUGGAACAAGAGGACGAGGGUGCAGAUGGAGGAGGAGGAAGAGCGACAAUUCCCUUUAGCGGUUAUUCAAUAAGUGUGAAAGUUUUUUUUCUCCUCCUGAGCAUCAUCCUGGUACUCACCUUUGUCGUCCCCAGUGUGCACCCACUCAACGGGUUCUUGCUCAAACGGAAAUGGUUCUACACCUUGAGGAAGGUUCGCAUGUUUUUCAUUUGGCUCAUACAAGACGCGUGUCGCUUUGUUCAUGUGAUUGUGAAACGAACCUUUAAAGGGGUUAAGUGUGUCUUGGUGAAGGUGUACAGGGCUGUCUUCAGGGGAAGACGUAAGCGAAGGAAGAAAGAGCAGCAGAUUAUUGGGGAUUCCUACCUGCACAAACAGAUGCGCAGGAGAAAGAAGGAUGAGAGAAGGAGAAAAAAAAAGUUGAAGGGGGACAAGUUGAUCAGGGAACAGGAGGAGAUGCGAAGAAGAAGGCACAAAAGGUUAAUGCUCCACGAGGAGCAGUGUAAGGGGGGGCGCCACCACUCGAGGAGAGGUCAAUCAAAGGGGGGAGAUUCUUCCUCUGCCCCUUCCCCCUGCUGCGAAAGAAGCGAAAGAAGCGAAAGCAGCGCAAGCGGCGACAGGAGUGAGCACGUCCGUCGCCCUAAAAGGGACGGAGCACGAGGGAAGAAAAAUCACAGAACAAGGAAUUCAAGCAAAAGGGGCGAGGGGGGAAAGACAAACAGGGUAGUUGCUUCACCCCACUAG
Messenger RNA from Plasmodium fragile, 2514 nucleotides. RefSeq lists its product as uncharacterized. The transcript has 10 exons. The record is from RefSeq and is a predicted model, not a curated record. Lineage: Eukaryota; Apicomplexa; Aconoidasida; Haemosporida; Plasmodiidae. Bases 1 to 2514 code for a protein of 837 amino acids.